CGUUGCACAGCACUGCAAGCCACACGUGUUUGUAUUUAUUGUGAAAAAGACGCACAUUUUAUAAAUUUUAUUCAAAAUGUAUCUCAUGUACACAAUUAACGAAAACGGCGAUCGUGUUUACACGUUGAAGAAACGCACGGAGGACGGCCGUCCCACCUUGUCCGCGCAUCCAGCGCGUUUCUCGCCCGAGGACAAGUAUUCACGCCAGCGCCUUACUAUCAAGAAGCGCUUUGGUCUGCUGCUCACACAGAAGCCGGAGCCCAUCUACUAAGCCAGCGUUUAUGUUUAAAUUAGCUUACAUGUGUAUAUUUACAAAUAAUAAGUAAACCGUAAAAAAAAACAAAA
This is a messenger RNA of Drosophila novamexicana, 345 nucleotides long. RefSeq names its product H/ACA ribonucleoprotein complex subunit 3 (gene Nop10). NCBI's taxonomy places the organism in Eukaryota, Metazoa, Arthropoda, Insecta, Diptera, Drosophilidae. Gene Ontology annotation, cellular component: box H/ACA telomerase RNP complex; box H/ACA snoRNP complex. Bases 77 to 271 code for a protein of 64 amino acids. The record is from RefSeq and is a predicted model, not a curated record. Gene Ontology annotation, molecular function: box H/ACA snoRNA binding; telomerase RNA binding. Gene Ontology annotation, biological process: snRNA pseudouridine synthesis; ribosome biogenesis; positive regulation of telomerase RNA localization to Cajal body. The transcript is spliced from 2 exons.